Messenger RNA from Sphenostylis stenocarpa, 903 nucleotides. NCBI's taxonomy places the organism in Eukaryota, Viridiplantae, Streptophyta, Magnoliopsida, Fabales, Fabaceae. The record is from the annotation of a GenBank genome assembly.
AUGACGCUUGAAAACAGUGGGCAUAUUGUAUGGUUUAGAAUAAUAGUAUUGAUGAAUCCUGAGAGGAUUGCCUCAGUAAGAAUUGUGAGCCUGAGCUGUGACUGUGAGUCUAUUAGUCAGAUUACUCUUGGUGUGACCAAGGGGCAGGCUUUUGAAAAUAAAUGGUCACCAACACCUGUCCAGCUUCCUGGGUCUCUUCCUGGGUCUCUCGUAGGAAAUUCAUUCCCAGGUAAUCAUGGAGGUUUGCAGACCUCUAUGGUACUGCACCCAGAGCAUGCUGUACAAAAUCUUGAAAAAGCUUCCUGUUCACAACCUGGUAUUAGCUCAGUGUCUACAGAUAAUACUAAGUUACAUCCUCAUCCAACAGCAGUGGCACCUGUCCUGCCUUCAGGGGUUGACCUCAAAAUGGCAGGUACAAAUAUGCAAAACCAGGUUGUGCGUAGCCACAACUCUCAUGCUGAAGCUCAAGGAUGGGGUUCAGCUGGGGUUCCAAAGCCAGAACUACAGGCUUGGGGAGGUGUAUCAACUCAACUAAAUAAUCCUGCAACUAUGCCUUCCCAGCCAGCAUCCCAUGGCCCCUGGGGCGAUGCUUCAUUUGUGCAAAGACUUGUGGAUGGAGAGGGAAAUCAAUAUUCGCAAGUGUUACGGCGUGGAAGGCAACAUGAGGUCCUCAAUGUUGUCCAAUUGAGCCCUCUGAACCAACGCCACGUUGUUACCAAGUGUCAUGUUAACAACACCGGAGCUAGCAAAGGCUCAACUCUUAACAUAUACCCUGCAUCAAAGACGGCUCUUCCUUCCCUAUUCAAGCCAUUGGAUAUGGGCCAUUCAGUUGAAUCUAACCCACAAACCCAACGUAUUCCCUCACGACCGUUUGAGCAUAUGAACAAAACUUCAUUUAGAUGA